This is a messenger RNA of Rhinichthys klamathensis goyatoka, 766 nucleotides long. RefSeq names its product Fas apoptotic inhibitory molecule a (gene faima). Lineage: Eukaryota; Metazoa; Chordata; Actinopteri; Cypriniformes; Leuciscidae. Gene Ontology annotation, biological process: negative regulation of extrinsic apoptotic signaling pathway via death domain receptors; canonical NF-kappaB signal transduction; positive regulation of neurogenesis. The record is from RefSeq and is a predicted model, not a curated record. Bases 174 to 713 code for a protein of 179 amino acids. The transcript has 5 exons.
GAAUAAGCUGUUGCUAUAGUUACUGUUGUUAGCUGGAGCAGAUUUGUUGUUGGCUAAUUUGGAGCUAGCUAGUGUUUUGAUGCUGUGGGCGACAGUUGUGUUAAAAUCGGCUGUCUUGUCAAAUAUACAGAGAAACGGUUUAUUUCUGCUGUGACAGGGAUCGGUUCUGGAGGAUGUCUGGAGAUCUUGUAGCUGUGUGGGAAGUGGCUUUGUGUGAUGGUGUGCACAGGAUUGAAUUUGAACAUGGCACAACCACAGGAAAACGGGUUAUUUACAUUGAUGGAAAGGAAGUCAUACGUAGAGAUUGGAUGUUCAAACUGGUUGGAAAGGAGGCUUUUCAUGUGGGUGGCACAGACACGAAGGCCACUAUUAACAUAGACGCAGUGAGUGGCUUUGCAUACGAGUACACUCUAGAGAUCAACGGACAGAGCCUGAAGAAGUACAUGGAGAAUCGCUCCAAAGUUACCAGCACAUGGCUCCUUAACCUGGAUGGCAUCGACUGCAGGGUGGUUCUGGAAAAAGAUACCAUGGAUAUAUGGUGCAAUGGACAGAAAAUGGAAACAGCUGGUGAGUUUGUUGAGGACGGCACAGAGACGCACUUCUCUCUGGGUGACCACGACUGCUGCAUCAAGGCUGUGAGCAGCGGAAAGAGACGAGAUGGCAUCAUUCACACAAUGCUGGUGGACGGCAUGGAAAUCUCAGAGUCAGAAUGAUCUGUGUGGAUGAAUGAGUGUGUGAGUGUGUUUGGAUUAUCCAUCCUCAUGAG